GGCAUCUCUGAACUUACAAGCGGCGGUCUUAAUAGUAUCUUUGUGUUUGCGUCUCGUAUGGUGGUAAAAUGUGCUUUAGUGAAAUGAAGGUUAUUUUGAAGAGUUGCUGACGAAUACCGUCGUAAUUAAUACAUAAAUGGCCGUGAACAGUGGUGGCCUCCCUCCCGGCUAUCCGCCACCUCCACCGCCGGGCUAUACUGGACCGCCUAUGGCGCCACGAGGUCCGUUCCCGCCUCCGCUGGCAGCUGCGGCCGGGGUUCCGGCGACCGGCCACGGCGACGUCAGGCUGCCACCCCCGCCUUCUGUACCUCCGGCCAUGCCGCCCGUAUACGGGGGACAGCCCCCACUGUGGGCAGUGCCACCGGUUACGCCCUCCACGAUGGCGUCGACUGUGGUACCGCCGGUCAGCGUGCCGCCCGUCCUUCCCUCCUUGCCGGUGCCUGCAGUUCCCGGAACGGAACCCAAUAAACUACUUCAAAUAAAUGGUGCUCGAGAUGGUCCUCUCGCUGUGCCAACUACUGAAGCCGCGGUGUCAGAACCCGAAAAAAAGAAGACUGACUGGACGGAGCACAAGGCUCCGGAUGGCCGCACAUACUACUACAACAGCACCACUCGCCAGAGUGUGUGGGAGAAGCCUGAUGAUCUGAAAACACCGGCAGAGCUCCUGCUAUCAAAAUGCCCAUGGAAGGAAUACAAGUCCGAAAGUGGCAAGACGUAUUACCACAAUGUUGACACCAAAGAGUCGCACUGGACUAUGCCUAAGGAGCUGGAAGAGAUAAAGGCUAUGAUUGCUGCAGAGGAAGCGGCAAAGUUGGCAACCGUCUCUCGCCCACCUCUGGUCCCGCCCAUAGUUGCAACUGCUGCUAUGAGUCCCGGGAUCGCGCUUCCACCUGCCAUCCCGCCCGUGGCAGUCCUGCCUCCUCCUGGCACCGUACCCCCUGCGGUGCACACUCCCCCAGCCACGAUCGCCGCAGUGACACCUGCAGCAGCUGUCGGUGCGAGCGGGACGCCUCCCCCGGCUGCUGCGGCUACUGCCGACGCGGCAGCAGCUGGUGCCACCGGCUCAUCUGCCCUCGACCAGGCUAUGGCUGCCACACUUGCGGCCAUCAACAGCACACCCACGAAGACGCCGACGCCUGACACUGCAGAGGAAGAGAACAGUGUGUCGACACCUAAGGACUCUGAGUCAGGGAGCAGAACGAGUACACCGGAGCCAAAGAUGGUCUUCAAGGACAAAAAGGAGGCCAUAGAGGCUUUCAAAGAGCUGCUCAAGGAUAAGGACGUUCCUAGCAAUGCUUCGUGGGAAGCAGCAGUGAAGCUGAUUGCCAAUGAUCCACGGUACCCCGUGCUGAAGAAACUUAAUGAGAAGAAGCAGGCAUUCAACUCGUACAAAACUCAGCGCCUGAAGGAAGAGAGGGAGCUCCAGAGGCAGCGGACGAAGAAAGCUCGCGAGGACUUUGAGGCGUUCCUCACUAACAAUGAGCGUGUCUCGUCCACGACAAAGUAUUACCGCUGUGAGGACAUGUUUGGCCACAUGGAUGUGUGGAAGAAUGUCUCCGAAUCGGACCGUCGCGAUAUCUAUGAAGAUGUUAUCUUCAAUUUGGCCAAGAAAGAGAAGGAAGAAGCGAAAAUAAUGAAGAAGCGGAACAUGAAGCGCCUGGCCGAGGUACUGGACUCGAUGAUGAACAUCCAGUACUCCACGACGUGGCAGGAGGCGCAGCAGAUGCUUCUGGACAACCAUGAGUUUGCAGAUGAUGCCAACCUGCUGGGUAUGGACAAGGAAGAUGCCUUGAUUGUAUUCGAAGAGCACAUACGGCAGCUGGAGAAGGAAGAGGAGGCAGACAAGGAACGGGAAAAGAAGCGCUCAAAGCGGCAGCAGCGGAAGAACCGUGACGCGUUUGUGACGCUGCUGGACGAGCUGCACGAGCAGGGCAAGCUGACGUCAAUGUCGCUCUGGGUAGAGCUGUACCCCACCAUCAGUGCCGACCUGCGCUUCUCCGCCAUGCUCGGCCAGCCUGGUUCCACACCCCUUGAUCUCUUCAAGUUUUAUGUUGAGGACCUCAAAUCAAGGUUCCAUGAUGAGAAGAAGAUAAUAAAGGAAAUAUUGAAGGAAAAAGGCUUUGAAGUGCAGGUGAACACAUCAUUUGAAGACUUUGCAACAGUGGUUUGUGAAGACCGGAGGUCAGCCAAUCUGGAUGCAGGAAAUGUCAAACUCACCUUCAAUGCAUUCCUCGAAAAGGCUGAGGCUCGGGAAAAGGAGCGGCUGAAGGAGGAGACACGCCGCCUUAAGAAGCUGGCAGCCAGCUUUAAAAACUUGCUGAGUACCUGCAAUGUGGACCACACACUGCCAUGGGAUGAGAUCCGCUCCAAAAUGGAAGGUUUGCCCGAAUUUGAGGCAGUUGGCUUGGAAUCGGAAAGAGUCCGCAUCUUUAAGGAAUAUCAACAUGAAAAUGAAGAAGCUUGUAGCCAUCACCACUCAAGGUCAAAGAAGUCUAAGAAAAAGAAGAACCGUAGACGAUCUCAUUCACGGUCUCGAACAUACAGUCAACAAAGUGAUUCGGGCCCAGAGGAGGGCCAGCACCCGAGCAGCCGAAGUCGCGGCAGCCGGCGCCAGAGGCACGGCCACAGCCGGUCGGGCAGCAGCUCCGACACUGCGGGCGCCUCGACCCGCCGCGCGCACCACAAGAAGAGCCGAAAGAAGCGCGUCCGGUCCGCCUCUCCACCCGCGUCACCUGACGAGAACCACCACCACCAUCACCACCACCACCAUCACCAUCACCACCACCACAGGCCAGAUGACGUGUCCGACGAGGAAGCUCGACGACGCCACCAUUUCCCCGAGAAGAAGGGUGCCACCACGCCGCCGGAGGACCCACCCGAGUCUUCGGAGGAGGAGGGGGCAGUGGUGGACGGUGACGAGAGCGGGAGCGGCGGCAGGGAGGAGGGGGAGGAGUUGCCAGGGGAGGGGCGCGCGCCGCGGCGAGAGGAGCCGCCGCCACCUGCCUCCCCCCACGAGGAGGGGGAGCUGAGUGAGGACGAGCUGGAGCAGCGGCGGCUGGUGCUGCUGAGGCAGCUGCAGCAGGAGAACUGACCACGGGGGCGCGGCCGGGAUCACCAACUGCAGAAAUGGCCACAGUUCUGAUCCGAGUCGUGCCUAAAGCCACACCCGUUGGACUUUCCAGCCACCUGAAGUGAAACAGUCACUGGAAUAGGAACACGUGCCAAUAGAGAUGCUCUGAAACUCUUUUACAUGAGAACAGAACUAUGAUGGUUUGCACAAUACCCUUACUGCCAGACAUUUUAUUAGACAGAAGAAUCAUUGAUUGUAAAGAGACUGCAUACAGAAUAAUGAGCUUGUACCUACACUGAUUAUUUCAGUGCAUAUUUACUCUCAGUAUCAGUAUUUACUCUUUGUUCUACCAAUUGCUUACAAAUUGUUAUAAUUGUGUGUUGUCCUAACUGGAGGAAGUUAGGCUUUGACAAAAAUUACAUUUUUAUUUUAAUUUUUUAAUUUUGAAGACGUUUAUUUAAAUUGGGAAGUGAAAAAUUACUAGUUGUGCAAGUUCAACAAAGGACUUAAUAUAUGUAAGGUACUGGAGUUGAAUAUAAUUAAAAUUUAAAACACGAGAAGCAUCCCACACCAUAAGAUGAAAAUGCAGUACCAGGUAGUGUGUGUGUUGCUUGUGUCUAGUUUUUGUAUGAGAAUUAAAAACUCAUUUUGGAAAUUGUUACCAUCUAAGAAUUAAUGUGUGUUGGGACAAGGAUAUCGCAGUUUUCAGUGUUGAUGCAUUUACUCAAUAAGUUUCCCGUUUCACAUCUAAAUUAUGUUAGCGUCAAGCAGGCUCACAAGAAGAAAACAUUCAGUGACUGGACAUUUCUACAGGAGUUAAAAGCUCAUCACGUAAUGCUGCAAUUGAUGUUCAAUGGUUUUUGCCCAACAAGUUCAUAAAUACCAUUUGUGCAGUUAGUGAAUUGUAGUGAUCUAGUUUGCUUGACUGAAGUGCUUCUACAGUUUCUAAUCAUGCCACACUUGGUGUAGCGUAUUGUUCGAACAUGUUUGUAAUUAUGUUCAGCGAGCACAGUGGACGUCUGUAACUUUUAUACUGUCAAAAUAUGUACCGGAAGCAGUAAAAUAAAAUGAAUACUUUUCUAAGAAAACGA
Molecule: messenger RNA, 4161 nt
Organism: Schistocerca cancellata (South American locust)
Lineage: Eukaryota; Metazoa; Arthropoda; Insecta; Orthoptera; Acrididae
Gene: Prp40
Product: pre-mRNA-processing factor 40 homolog B
Exons: 17
Coding region: 137-3091 (984 amino acids)
Biological process (GO): mRNA cis splicing, via spliceosome
Cellular component (GO): U2-type prespliceosome; U1 snRNP
Molecular function (GO): protein binding; RNA binding
Source: RefSeq, a predicted model, not a curated record